UCUCUCUUGACAGUUCAGGGCCUAAACCUGUUAUACAGUCCGCGCAGUCCGCGCGGAAGUCUUCAUCGGUCCAGUGCGGAGAUUCCUGUGAAUUGGGGCAUUCAAAAGAUUGUCCCGUUUCGGAUGCUCCUGAUUAUUUUUACCUUCUUUAGGAUCUCCUCUUCCAGAUGGAGCUCAGCAUCGCCUAGAAAUGUUUCAUUGCGAGGGUGACGGCAAGGAUGGCACUGACUGGGCUCCACAAUUUGGCUGACAGAGUUCUCGGGAUUGGCGAAUGAUACGUAACGAUGUUUUUCGAGCGCAGGGAUGCAUGCUUCGAGGGUGAACCAUGCGUAUGUUUCUGGAUCGGCGAGAAACGACGGUGAAUAGUCGCCUUUAUAUCGCAUUUUCGGGCACGAGUGGAUAUAGAAGCCUGCGGGUGGGUUCACAUUUUUC
Molecule: messenger RNA, 432 nt
Organism: Mycena citricolor
Lineage: Eukaryota; Fungi; Basidiomycota; Agaricomycetes; Agaricales; Mycenaceae
Source: the annotation of a GenBank genome assembly